AUGAGAAAUGUUGUACUGAAGAAGGAGAUGAAGUUCCCUAAUGCAAAGGUGUUCAGAGCUGCUUUGAGGGAGUAUGCAAUCAAAAAACCUAUUGACAUCAAAUUCAAGCUUAAUGAGAAGACCAAGAUAUCAGUUCACUGCAAGAAUGGGUGUGGGUGGAGAUGUUAUGCAUCUCAAAUAAGUGGAGAGCUAACAUUUCAAAUUAAGACCUUGACUGAUGACUGUACUUGUCCCAAGUCUUUCAAAAACAGCCAAGCAACAUCAGCUUAUGUUGCUAAGAGGUUCAUUGAGGAUUUUAGCAAAAAUCCAAAUUGGGAGGUGAGUGGUGUACACAACCAUGUGAUGCAAAAUUUAUCUGUUGACCUAAGUGUAAACCAAGUGUAUAGGUCAAAGAGAAAGGCAAAGGAUUUGAUAAAUGGAGAUGAGCAACUGCAAUAUGGUGUCCUUAGGGACUAUGCACAAAUGAUAACCACUGUAGACAAGGGGAGUAGGGUUAUAUUGCAGACAGAAAUGGCUGAGGAGACUUCCCAGCCAAAAUUUAAGAGGAUGUAUGUUAGGUUCAAUGCUCAGAAGGUAGGAUUUUUAGGUGGAUGCAGGUCAUUUAUAGGUUUAGAUGGUUGUCACAUAAAGCACAGAUUUGGUGGGCAAAUCUUAUCUGCCACUGCCAAGGAUGCAAAUGACAACAUUUUUCCAGUAGCCAUGGCUGUUGUGGAACAAGAAACCAGGGAGUCUUGGAUAUGGUUUUUGGAAAUUUUUGCUGAUGAUAUAGGGAGGCCAGAGGAGCUUCAGUUGGUCUUCAUUUCUGAUAGGCAAAAGGGGCUUAUACCUGCAAUAGAGACACUAUUCCCUACCGUGGAGCAUAGAUACUGUGUGAAACACAUCUACAACAAUUUCAAAGUUGAUCACAAGGGAUUGGAGCUGAAGGAUGCAUUGUGGAGGUGUGCUGCUGCCACAACAGUAAGGGAGUUUGAGAGAUGCAUGCAGUACAUAAGGGAUUUGGAUGAAAAGGCAUAUGAGUAUCUUGCAAACAUUGCACCUGCACAGUGGACAAGGUCACACUUCACUCCUAGGGCCUUAACAGAUUGUUUGGUAAAUAAUUUGAGUGAGUCUUUUAAUGCAAUGAUAUUGAAGUCUAGGGACAAGCCUAUCUUGGCAAUGUUGGAGUGGAUUAGGGUUAGACUUAUGACUAGACUUUACACAAAAAGGGAAGGGAUACAGAAGUAUGCUGGAAAGUUGUGUCCAAGCAUACAAGAUAGGUUGGAGAAAUUGAAGGUUGAAAGUAAGGCAUUUAGUGCUACCCCAGCUGGUAGUUUCCUUUAUGAGGUAGGCAGUCAGUAUGAGAGCCAUUUAUACAAACAUUGA
Messenger RNA from Quercus lobata, 1362 nucleotides. RefSeq lists its product as uncharacterized. Lineage: Eukaryota; Viridiplantae; Streptophyta; Magnoliopsida; Fagales; Fagaceae. The record is from RefSeq and is a predicted model, not a curated record. Bases 1 to 1362 code for a protein of 453 amino acids. The transcript is spliced from 3 exons.